AUGGAGGAUCUUCGGUUGCAGUUCGAUGAACUGAAGACCCAGGUUACGGAGAUGAAUCAAAAACUCGUAGCUGAAUUGGACAACAAAUUGGAUACUAUUUUGGAUUCUAAGCUUGAAUCAAAGUUGGGGGCAUACACUGAUAAGAUCUUGGCUGCUCUCAAUCACCAAAAUCAAUUGUCAAGACCGCCGGAAAAACCACCUGGGGAAAACCCUAAUUGCAGUAUCUUGGGGUCGGGUUCAAAAGAGACGGUUAUGAACUCGGGGGGAAAUGUUGGUCGAGAUCGAGUACCGGAGGUGAUUACAGUAGGCCAUACUCCGACUAUACCAGCUCUGGAUUGCUCAGAGAAGGCAGAAACCAUCUCCUUACCAGGUUCUAAGGCCUAA
Molecule: messenger RNA, 384 nt
Organism: Oldenlandia corymbosa var. corymbosa
Lineage: Eukaryota; Viridiplantae; Streptophyta; Magnoliopsida; Gentianales; Rubiaceae
Source: the annotation of a GenBank genome assembly